AUGGAAUUGCUGCUUCGGCUCCAAAGCAGUGUAGAUGUCUUGGAUGAUGCAAUGCCUAAUGUCAAAGAAUGUUUCUUAGACCUAGGUGCUUUUCCUGAAGAUGCUGAAAUCAAAGUUACAGCUCUCAUUGAUAUGUGGGAUAAGGGUUUGGAAGUGGUACAUGAGGCAAUUGAUUACAGCAAAUACGUUGUUAGGCAGCAUGAUUUGCUAAGAGAACUGGCUAUCUACAACUCUAAACGGGGUCCCAUGCAGCAUAGAGAAAGACUGGUUAUAGAGAUAUGCGGAAACAAUUUUACCAAAUGGUGGAGACAACAAAAAUAUCCAUACAUGAAUGCUCGCCUUGUAUCAAUCUCAACUGAUGCAGAGUUGUCAGUGAAAUUGCCAAACUUGCAAUUACCAGAGGCAGAGGUUCUAGUCUUGAAUUUUCAAUCAAAAACGUCCUAUGCCUUACCCGAAUUUGUGGAGCGAAUGGACAAACUCAAGCUGCUGCUUGUCAUAAAUUAUUCUAGCCUUUGUGAAGAAUUGGAUAAUUUUCACCUACUGGGAUCCUUAUCAAAUCUUAGGAGUGUCAGAUUAGACGGCAUAAAUUGUUCUUGCAUAACCAAGAGUCCAGUACAAUUGAAGACUGUAUACAAAUUAUAUUUGAGAGAAGGUAGAUCUUUCGGCGAAAAUCCUUUGGGAUCAUCACCUGUAUUUCCAUAUCUGAAGGAAAUGGUCAUUGGUGCCUGCAGGGCUAUCUUGCGAAACGGUCCUGUCAAACUAUCACAUGUAUUUCCAAAUCUGAAGGAAUUGGUCAUUGAUGCCUGCGAUAUGCGGAAAUUGCCUGCAGAACAGCUGAUUCAUCUAACAAAACUCAAAAUCACUAAUUGUGGCUUGUUAACAGACUUGCCUGAAGAGAUUGGAAAUAUGGUCAGUUUAGAAGUGUUGAGGAUUGAGCACUGUCCACUGCUUGCAAAGUUUCCUAACUCAAUUGGGAAUCUUAAGAAACUAAAAUUUCUUAAGAUUUCUGGGACUAUUCUGUUCCAUAAGUUCCCUGAUUCGAUUGCAAAUUUGGUCAAUUUAGAAGUGCUAAACAUGAAGGAGUUGCCGGAGCAGAUUGGUGAAUUGAAGAGCUUAAGAAAGCUGCAAAUGAGUGGUUGCCGUAAAUUGAGAAAACUGCCUCACUCAGUUUCACAUCUUGAGGGGUUUGAGGAAGUGAUAUGCUCAGAGUGGGCUGCAGAAUAUCUAUGGACACCCUUUGUUACCCACUCUCAAAAACCUUAG
Molecule: messenger RNA, 1263 nt
Organism: Fragaria vesca subsp. vesca
Lineage: Eukaryota; Viridiplantae; Streptophyta; Magnoliopsida; Rosales; Rosaceae
Product: probable disease resistance protein At5g66900-like
Exons: 4
Coding region: 1-1263 (420 amino acids)
Biological process (GO): defense response to fungus
Molecular function (GO): ADP binding
Source: RefSeq, a predicted model, not a curated record